Messenger RNA from Bombyx mandarina (wild silkworm), 4682 nucleotides. RefSeq names its product Cyclic-AMP response element binding protein A (gene CrebA). Lineage: Eukaryota; Metazoa; Arthropoda; Insecta; Lepidoptera; Bombycidae. Gene Ontology annotation, molecular function: DNA-binding transcription factor activity, RNA polymerase II-specific; cAMP response element binding. The record is from RefSeq and is a predicted model, not a curated record. Gene Ontology annotation, biological process: regulation of transcription by RNA polymerase II.
GACAGCCGGUGACAGUUGUGUUGUGCGAGUUUUUCUCGAGGGAGUUUCUUGUGCUUUCGCGUCGGAGGCCGUAGUGCUACACCGGCCCCGACAUGGAGGUUUAUUUCGACAUCUCCAAUGAUCUGAAGGACGUCUGGGAGGCGGACAUCGACCCGGUAAGUUUCAAAGAGAUGCACGAUAUCUUGGAUGAAGAUGAAAGGUCCGACUGGCUGAUCGAACGUGACUCCAAAUCCGGCGUGGUGCUACACGAUAGAUUAAUGACAGAUGCGGCCCUAGGCGCUGCUGCACCCAUCAAAACAGAACACUCGUAUAGUCUACACUCCGAUGUCGAAUCAGCGCCACCCUCGCCGCAUCAUACCAAAGUUGAUGAUAUGGAAGACGAAUGCUACCCAGCGAUGCCGGCCAGCGCCUGGAGUAGUCGGCGACGGUCCAGUGAAUCGCCGCCCCGGGAAGUGAAGUCGGAGCCUAAAUCUGAACCGGAGUCCCCGACGAGCUCCUGUCCCCCUUCACCGACACCUGGCACACCGCUCACACAUCUUGACUAUGUUAUUGAUCAUACGACCGGAACUAUUCACAUGCCACAAGCAGUGCUACAGAAGGUCGGAGCGGCCGGGGUGCCACAGUUGCUACUCAGCGCAGCACCGCGACUCGCCACAUCGCUCAACUCAAAUAAACUCUCCAUUAAAGUCACAUCCAGCUCGGGUGCUUCAGGUUUCAAUUUGCCCCCGACUCCGCCGUCGUCCCUCUCGUCGUCGGACAGCGAGGGGGCGUUGUCCCCCGCGCACGAGGCCGCGCCGCCCCCCGCGCCCCCGGCCCCCUCGCGCCGCCCGCACCUCUACGUGUCGCACCACACGAGGCAGCCCAUCAACACGCCACUCAUCAGCAGUCAGCCGAAAGGUUCAACGGGAACCUUGGUGUUGACUGAUGAAGAAAAACGCACUCUGUUAGCGGAAGGUUACCCGGUGCCUACACGCCUACCUCUCACCAAGGCCGAGGAGAAAUCCCUCAAGAAAAUCAGGAGGAAAAUUAAAAACAAGAUAUCCGCACAAGAAAGCAGACGCAAGAAGAAAGAGUACAUGGACCAACUCGAGAGGAAGGUCGAGAUCCUGAUAUCGGAGAAUGAUGACUACAGAAAGAGAGUCGAGACUUUAGAACAGAAGAACGCCAGUCUCCUCAGCCAAGUAGCCUCUCUGCAAGCCAUGGUGGCGAGGGGCGCCCGGAAGUGACGUCACCACGGAAUAAUACAGUGACGUCAUACCGCUGUACGGUGCCGAGCUCAGUAACGAUAUCUUUAAAUAUACCUAAAAUAUUAUUAGCUCGAGCUCGACCAUUUGAAUAUCGACGUCACCAGAUAUCAGAAUGUUUCAGAUUUUGACAAAGUUGGAUAUCAUUUUAUAAUUAGAAAUUUAGUUAUUUAUUAAACACUGAAUUUUACAAAGUAAAAGAAUAUCGCAGUAAUUAUAGUGAAAAUAUUAAUAAUAAUAUAAGAUAAUGUCCAAUUAUGUUGAACGGUUUGCUCACAGAACAUUAGAACAUUGUCUAUACCUGACAGUAUUAUUGCCUGUCCGGGUUAAUCUGGGAGCAAACUAAAGAACUAUCAACCGGACUGUCCGGGACUCUGGUCUCGCGGUUACAGAUAUCUUUGUCGAUAACGUUGUCCCUUUCUGAAUGCGUACGAAGCGACGUAUUAAUGUAUAUUUUGGAUAUAUUUACAUUCAGUGUCGGGCGGACCGUAGGGGAGGAAAGCAUUGAAAUGGUUGCUCACUAUACAUGUUAAAAUAGGUAUUCUGUGGUGCUGGAUCCCUUAUACCAACAAAUCCAUUCAUCGGUAUACCAUCAGUCAAGUGCCACACUAGGUGUUUAUUCUACGGAGACGUUGUAACGAUGCCUCGUCAACAGGGCUUUUAGAUUAUAAGUAUAGAUAAAAAAACGUGUUGUUUGAAAUCUCGUAAAAUAUAUUUUUAAAUGCGAUAAAUUUUAAGUUUUAUUUACAUUACGCGUGUUUUCAUUGAAGCAUCGUUUUUUUUUUUUAAGUUUUAUUUGUUACCGAGUGCGUUGGUCGCGACCGCGUGCGCUAGAGUUGACCCGAGUUUAUCGACUACCGGCCUAAACAGACAUCGAUAAAUCGGACGUGAGUAGGCACGUCACUAAUACACUACUUAAUUGAAUUUAGUUAAGGAACACGCCGUAUCCCCGACUGGUGUGUGAAAUGAACCUUCGCGUUAUCUUGAUACGGUUUCGUGUAUCGGGAAUAUUUUAGCAUAAUAAAUGUAAGGCGCAUAUUAAGUCUUACCGGUUAUUAUUGAAUUCCAUGAAUUUGCAUUUAAAUCGAAAUGUGUAUCGUCCUAGAGAUUUUACCUUGUAUUUAAGAUAAAGUUAGUUUUACGUUGUCGCGUUGGGGACCUGUGGCUUAGACGAUGAUGUGUUAAGUGUUCUCGGUAAUGUCUAGUCUCUCGUGGAGCCGUAUCGGGUCUCGUUCAGCGGAUUAGCUGUAAUCAGUUCGGCUGGACUAUGUGGAUCGACAAGUACAAAGAAAUGGCAUGCCUUGACAGUGCUUUCAAACGACUCGCUCUAACGAUUUUAAUGUACACAUCGGAGAGAUAUUUUAUAAAUUUUUACGGGAUUUAGCGAAAACGAAUAUAUUUAUCGCGAUACGAUCGCCGACUUAGUGUGAGUUUUGUUUUUUCUUUCCGUCUUCUUCAUACGAAAUAACGUUGAAUAAAUCUGCAAAAUAAUCACGCUGUAUAAAUAAAUAACGUUAAAUAAUGCGGGCAUUCAUUAACAUAAACAGAGAAUCUCCAAUCAGAACUAUUAUUAUACUUUUAGUUCUGAUGUUGCCAAUAACAAAGAUAAAUUUACAAUUUCGAUUUCGGAUAUCGAUUUUUAAAUUAAAAUAUCGAUAACGUUUUCGCGGUCUACUAUGAUUAUCGUUUAUUCGCUCACACCGAGCGCCCCUCAACUCUAACAUUCAUAUUACGAUACUAAACAUUCCAUUUCUUUUAAGUAAUACGUGUGACUUAAAAAUGUGCUCCAGUACUUAGUACUUACCGGUCUAAUUUUAAAAUUUCUGUCACAUAACUAAUUUGGCUUAGAGUGACCACGUGACCACCGUUUUUCAAUUAAAAAAAAAUUAUUUUUUAUAUACGCAGUAAAACCAAUAAAUUAUUCCAAUGUGAUAAAGAUCGUUUACUUUUUUAUUGCGUGAAUGUGGUCACUCGAUAUAUUUAUACAUAUUUACAGGAAUGCAAGGUGAUAUUUUAAUCGAUAAUACUAUUUGCUGUCAGUUAGACAUUUUAUUUCGAUUAACACAGCGCCUUGCACUAUUUAGACCGAUCUUCUCUAAAAAAAGAUUAUAUUUAAUUUUCUUGUUAUAGAGCUGCUAAAUAUCGCUAGUAUAAUUAUUAUUAUAUCUAGAAAAAAAUGUUUUUUAGAUUAAUUUAUAAAAAAAUAUAUAUAUAAUAUAUAGAAUCAAUUAUAAAUCGAAAUGUUUAUCUUUAAACGUGAAAUCAAAACAUUAUUUCGUAAUAUUAACUGUUUGUGCAAUUACAAUGUUCUCUUUAUACAUUUAUAAAUGUUCUUCCUAUUUAGAUAUUUAAGAAGAUGUUAUAUUUACAUACAUAGCGCUGAAACUAUUCAUAUUUCGAAAUAUAUUAAUUGUGUCCGGCUGGGACCGUUUGAUAGAAUUGAGAUAUAUUUUAAGAGAUUUUUUCUAAUGAAUUUUUAAGAAAAUUAAAUAUUAUAUACGGAACACUGUUUAAGUGUCUUUAUCGAUAUACAAGUUAGGUCUCUAGUUUAGUUUAAGAAUCUUUGUGUCGAGAAAGUUAACGGUAGAAAGAAAGAGCGUGCCUGCUAUCAGCUAUCGAUUUUACCAAUUUUAAUAAUAAGUGUUAAGAAUAUCAAAUGACGACGUCUAAGCCCGGGCGCAUAUUGUUCACCCGUGCCUGUCUGGCAUGCUUCUUCGUCUGCAACGCAAACGUUGGAAGAGGAUGACACUUCCGCCAGUCUGCGGGGUCUAGUACAAAAUGUAUGCGCCAAGUGCCUUCCGGAAACUUGCCGGACCAACACUGACGUACAACAUGCGUCCGAGAUACAAGCAUCCUUUACUGUGUAGAGAGAAACUUACGUUAAAGUAUUUAAAGAAAUAUAUAUAUAUGUUAAAAAGAAUAUUAUCAAUUCCUACUAUGGCAUUUACCGUCUACGAAUGAGUGAUUAAAAUGAAAAACGACUUAUUUAAAUUAAACUAAAUUAGGUUGAUAUAUAUAUAUGUUUAACUUAUGGAAAUUAAUAUAUGUGGUUAAUGAUGUGUCGUGUAAACAAAAUGCCAAACAUACUUUGUCGUGUUGUACGCACCGCGCAUAUAUCGGGUGACAUUGUAAGAUUCAUUCGAGAUUUGAAAGAAAAGAAAAUCGAUUAAUGAAAGCUAUUUAAUAAAUAAAUAAAUAAAACUAUACGACAGAAUCUCGAAUGAAUUAUUUAAAUUCGGGAGUCCGAGAUCGGCCCUCGCUAAUCGUGUUAUGCGUUAUUAAAGUAUAUUAAUAUUCUAAUAGUUUUACGUUUGUUAAAACUAUACUCUGUUACCUUGAGUCAUGAUUUGUUAAUCGUUUGUUUUAUUAUUAUUUUUUCCAAUGACAUUGUCGAUUUUACUGUCACCCUUGAGCUAAUAAAGCGUCAAAUAUUCUAAA